GAAGAGGUUGAGGAGGAGGAGGAGGAGGAGGGAGCAAAGGAGGAGUUGACGGAGGAAUUGGGGGAGCAAGAGAAGGAGGAACAGGAUGAGAUGUGGGAGAAGGGAGGAGCAGCAGAAGAUGCAAAAAGAGAAGAAGUAGAAGGAGAGUUGAAGGGAAAAUUCAAUGAAGUCCUGCAGGCAAUGUCUUUGGAUGUUAAGCGUGAUCGAGGAAGACUUCGAUCAUUGCCUAAUAUCGGGACAGAAUCACACCCCCUUCAUCUUCAUUGUCUGAUGGUAAAAUUAGAUAAGGACAUUGAAUUUGAGCAAGAAGAGCUAGAUGCCUUUAUCAAAGUUGCUCCUUCCCUGCACACUCUGAAAAUCGAGAGCGGGAAGAGGCACUUCACAUGCAUUUCUUGCCCCUUACUGCAGUGCCUUGCGGUUAACGAUUGGCAAGGAGAUGUCUUUUUCCCUGUAACGAUUAUGUGUCCCAAUUUAACAAACCUUUUCCUACACACCUCUGCGCCGGGUGCAUACAUGAUUCCAGUCUUGCAGGUACACUACCCUAAGUUGAAGGUACUUCACCUCUUGCCUGGUGGGUGUCUCACUCUCACUGUGCCGUCGGGAGAYGUUUCUCUGUGUCAUUACCACGCGGGGUGCUCUUGGACAUACUAUAAUUUGUUCGCUUCAGUACCAUUAGACAAUAUUGUGUCGCUUCACCUACGGGAUUGUAUAGUCUUUGAGGGGGCCCUCUGCCAAAUUCUGGCACACCACUUGCAAAGUCUUGAAGUGUUAUCAUUGGAUAUCGAAGAGAUUUACCCUACGGACUCACCGCUCUCUAUGGAAGAGGUACAUCUGAUCCGAGAACGGCGAGAAGGAAAGGAAUGCGGCAGCGAUCAAGAUGGAACCUCAACCAACCGAUACAAAAUCAGGGGAUGUGUUUCUGACUACAGUUUCUACAACAUCGAUCACAUUGCAACCGCGCAUAAGCCUCCCUCUCCUGCUGCUCCUCCUCUCUCUUCGACUGUGUCAUCUUUCUCCUCGACCUCCCUCGCCUCACAGUCUGAGGCCAUCAUCACCGAUUCCACUUCCAGUAGGAGUAUUACAGCUCCCCAUGCUACUUCUUCAGCUCCUGCCACCACCAUCACCAAAAUUUUGGAGAACCGGUCUGCACGUUUUGCGAAGCCUUUGGGGCUUCAAAAGCURAAGUCACUCACGCUACGCUCGGGGCUCGUGCGUUUGCUUGCGAAACAUAUGGAGAGAGGCACGCCCACAUCUACCUCAUAUCCCUCUAAGAUAGCAGAGUCUCACAUUGAGCGCGCAGUGAAUGAUGUAUGGACAAACAUCUUUUACAGUUGCCCUAAUUUGGACAUGAUCGAUUUCCAACUGCAUCCACAUGAUAUUCACUGUAAAGGAUGUGAGACCGGAAACUGCAGUGAGGAGCAGCUGAGAAAGGAGGAAGAGGAGUGGGCUAGGGAAUUAGCUGCAGUUCUCAGUGCCUUUUUGAAAUCCAGCACCAAUUUGAGGAGAGUUGAGCUGGAGAUUUUUGAGAGUGGUGGCACUGUAGAUUACCACUGUAUGUUCAACGAGCUAAAGGCCAUUUUCCCUUUUGUCCACAUCCAAGUAUCAGUCAGCAUGACGACAGCCCAUGAUGAGGGUGGCAGCUCGGACUCUGACAUACCCGCAUCGAGUGGAAGCGAGGAGUAAGAAGAAGCAAUACAGGAGGAGGGUAGCAGGUUCAUGUCUUCCUUUCUCACCAUAAUUCCACAUUCUCCUUUAGAAUUACCCUUUAAACUUUCAGAGAUUGGAUUGCGAUCCACUCAGGGAUGGAGGGAAAUUCUCGGUGGGUGUGUUGUGGGGACUGGUUUGGUCAUCACCGGCUGUAUUUAGUCC
Messenger RNA from Chara braunii, 1869 nucleotides. The record is from the annotation of a GenBank genome assembly. Lineage: Eukaryota; Viridiplantae; Streptophyta; Charophyceae; Charales; Characeae.